Blepharisma stoltei is the source of this 1844-nucleotide messenger RNA. NCBI's taxonomy places the organism in Eukaryota, Ciliophora, Heterotrichea, Heterotrichida, Blepharismidae. The record is from the annotation of a GenBank genome assembly.
AUGGAAUCAAAAGAAAUUCAGUGACUUGGGUAUCCUGGAUAUGUUGGGAGUUAUAGAGAAGACAGAGAUUUGUAUGGGAAAAUAUAUACAGAUUUGAAAAAUUUAUGAAAAGCAGAAGAAAUUGAAGAAAACAAGAAAAUAAAAGGGAAGAAAAAGGAGAAAAAGGCGGAAAAUCCUGAGAAAAAAAUGAGGUCAAUUAUAUUGGAACUAGGUGCUGAAAGGAAUAAUAACCCUGAAGCAUUAGAAGCAAAAAGAAUAGAAAAGAAUAAUAAUCCUGAAGUAUUAGAAGCAAAAAGUAUAGAAGAGAGCAUAAACCCCAAAGUGUUAGAAGCAAAAAGCCGAGAAAAGAAAAGUAAUUUCAAAGCAAAAAGACAUGAAUUAGAAGAAGGAAGCUUCUCAAAUCCUAUAGUUUUACUUGAUUCCCCACCUCAAAGUCCAAGUAGCAAAGAAGAAGAUUUUACCUGGGAAGCAGAAAUCAGAAAACAAAGAAAAAUAGAAGAUCCAUCAAAUAGUUAUCGUUAUUUGCAGAUUUUUGAACAUUACCACCUAAAUGUGGAAUCUUUUCUGCGUGUGAAAAGAUAAUUCCAUAUGUGAAGCCCUUUUGAUUUCACAUGUGGAAUCUUUUCACAGCGAAAAAGAUUCCACAUUUAGGUGGUAAAGUUCAAAAAUCCGCAAAUAACGAUACUAUAUAUUUGGCAUAAAUCCUCUAAUUCUAAAAGAAGUACCAGAAGGCAAAGAAUACCCAUAUGAAAUGAAAAGUGCACUUAUAGCAGCUUAUAGGCUUAUUCAGCUCUAUGGCAUUGGCAGUAACUCAAACCAAGUAUAUGUCCUUGAUAAAGAAUUUUCACAAAAUCCAACGGUUUUAGAAGCCGUUAAUUGACUAGCUAAAAAAUGCAGCCAAUUCCCCUUUCAAAAGGUUUAUCAUGAAUUAGGAUUCAACUUUGACUUAGAAGAGCUUAGAAAAUCAAUUGAUAUUCACAGAAAACUGCAAAUCUUUGACAAGCUAGACUAUAAGAAAAAAUGCGACAUUAUGAAAGAAGUAAAGUUCCAAGAUAAGUUGCCAUGAACUUAUAAGCUUUAUACAGAGCUUAUACAUAGGUAUCUAAUAACACCAAAAAAUGAAUAUAGCCAAAUUUUGAGGGAUGUUGAAAUUUUUGAUGAAGGUACUAGUGGAAGGGCGUAUGACAGUCAAGCAAACCAUCAUUCUAUGCCAGACUCCCUGAUCUUAAUAAUAAGAGAUAUAAGCAAAUUCACUUCAAGCGCAAUUUAUAACAUGCUUACUCAUAUAUUAAAUUUUAUUUAUAUAUAGCACAUACCGAUUUUUUAUGGGAUAAAAAAAUUUUAUGCUUAUAAAGAAGAGUGUUAAAUUAUAUAAAUAUGUUAAUUUGGCUUUAUUAUAGCAUUUUAAGUAUGAAAUCCAGUCGAAUUCUGCUUUAAAAUAUAGAAACAAAUAAAUCAUUCAAGCAUAUGUAUCAUAAUCUAGCAUCGAUUUAGCUAAAUUAAUGUUUUAAAACAGAUUUAAUUUGUUUGAUAUAAAAAUCCUAAAAUUAGCACAAGAAUAUCAGCUAUGCUUGCCUAUUAGUUUUAUUUUUUAUAUUCAAGGGGUGAUAUAUAGAGUCUUUAAUGCUAGAAAUCUAUUUAAAAUAGUUCACGAUCAAAAAAUACUGUAAUAUUUUUUAUAUUUCUUAAUUUCAGGACUCGGUAAUUUAUUUUUGGAGGUGAGUGGGUUACAUUCUCGACCAUAUGGAACUAUGAACAAUAAAGAAUGAAUGCAACUUAUUAGCAAUAAGAUUGUAGAGAUUGCUUAUAAGCUUAAUGAACGAAUGUUCUUGGAUGAAUUUUAA